This is a messenger RNA of Vanderwaltozyma polyspora DSM 70294, 1059 nucleotides long. It is a transcript of the gene MCA1, whose product is annotated as Ca(2+)-dependent cysteine protease MCA1. Bases 1 to 1059 code for a protein of 352 amino acids. Gene Ontology annotation, molecular function: cysteine-type endopeptidase activity. The transcript has a single exon. The record is from RefSeq and is a predicted model, not a curated record. Lineage: Eukaryota; Fungi; Ascomycota; Saccharomycetes; Saccharomycetales; Saccharomycetaceae. Gene Ontology annotation, biological process: proteolysis.
AUGUCAGCAAUGUACCAAACUAACAACUAUUAUGGAUAUGGCUAUGGACAGCCCAGAGGAAGUGACUAUUAUCAACCUGCAAAUUUAAUCGCUCCACCUGUCCAAGCCCAACAAAUAGCAGGUUCUAAUAUAUCCUAUCAGUACUCUUUAUGUACAGGUCGACGUAAAGCUUUGUUGAUUGGAAUUAACUAUAUCGGUACCAAUAACCAACUAAGAGGUUGUAUCAAUGAUAUCCACAAUAUUCUCAACUUUUUAACUACAAGAUGCAAUUAUAGACAAGAAGACAUCGUACUUCUUAGUGAUGAUCAACCAAAUCCUGUUUGCCAGCCUACAAGAGCCAAUAUGAUCAGAGCAAUGCAUUGGUUAGUUAAAGACGCCCAACCGAACGAUGCUUUAUUCUUCCAUUAUUCAGGACAUGGUGGUCAAGUUGAAGAUUUAGAUGGUGAUGAGGAAGAUGGAUACGAUAGCACCAUAUAUCCUGUAGAUUUUGCCACCGCAGGUGUAAUUAUAGAUGAUGAACUUCAUGAUAUUUUGGUGAAACCUUUACAACAAGGUGUCAGACUAACUGCCUUAAUGGACUCGUGUCAUUCUGGAACUGCUCUUGACCUACCAUAUAUAUACUCAACAAAAGGUGUCGUUAAAGAACCUAAUAUGAUGAAGGAUGUCGGUGGUGAUGCGAUGGGGGCAGCAUUAUGUUACAUGUCAGGAAAUACUUAUGGAAUGAUGAGUUCUCUAGGAAACAUGGUGACAAAAGUAUCAAGAGGGAAGGGGAUGGGCAAACAGAAGAGAGAACAAAUGAGACAAGCUAAAUUUUGCUCAGCAGAUGUAAUAAUGUUUUCUGGAUCAAAAGAUAAUCAAACUUCUGCUGACAGUGUUGAAAAUGGACAAGCAACUGGUGCCAUGUCAUACGCAUUCAUAAAAGUCCUGUCUGCUCAACCACAGCAAACGUAUCUAUCUUUAUUACAAAAUAUGAGACAAGAAUUAACUGGUAAGUAUUCUCAGAAGCCUCAGUUAUCUGCUUCGCAUCCAAUUGAUGUUAAUUUACAGUUCGUCAAUUGA